AUGGAGACAACGAGAUCGAGGGCAUCCUCAGCAAGAUUACAGAUGACACCAAGGGAUAACGUCUCCUGUGGUGGGACAAACAGUUUCUUUGACCGGCUUUUGGUCCCUCCCUGGUCACUCUGGCACGGGGCCGAGGGCAGCGAGGUCGCCAGUGGCAGGGGAGCGAGGAGCCCUGGGCAAGCUACAUCCUGGCACAGCCACGCUGGUCAUCUGAUCCCUCCCGUGUCCCGGCUGGCGGGGUAUAAAUCCAGGACCUACGGAGAGCCCCGUGCUCCGACCUCACUCACCACCAUGGGAUGGAGCUGCUGCUUCCUCCUGCUCCUGUUCCUGGGGCCAGGAGUCAUCUUCUCUCUCCUACGGUACCGCUACGACUGUGGGGACUACGGCAUGCAGCUGCUGGCGUACCCCACCCGUGGUCGCACUGUCCGCUUCAAGGUCGUGGAUGAGUUUGGCACCCGCUUUGAUGUGGCCAACUGCUCCAUCUGCCUCCACUGGCUCAACACCGGCACAGAUGGCGCUGUCAUCUUCUCAACUGGCUACGAGGGCUGCCAUGUCCUGGUGAAGGAGGACCACUACGUCCUGAGGGUGCACCUGGAGGAGCUGUUGCGCAGUGGGUUCCUCAUUGCCUCCUAUGAAGUCAACAUGACCUGCACGCAGCCGGGGGACUACGACAUCCUCGCCAAUGGCAACAUUCACACCAAUGCUCAGGCUGGCCAGGGCAACGGUGUCCACCACAGCCAGGCUGAUGUCCUUGUCCCCCUGUCCCAGCCUGGCCUCCUCCACCAUAUGUCCCAGUCCACCCUGACCCUCUCGGGACCCCAGCUUGCUCCGCAAGGCAACUCGGAGAAGGCUCCCACCAUAGCUCGGACUCAGCCGGAGCAGACAAACUCUGGGCUGCAGUUCCAGUCUGGCCGGGCUCGCCCAGGUCUUCAGCCCCAGCCUAGCGUGGUUCGCCCCAUCGCCGAACCCCAAAACCAGCCUGGGAUGGUGCACUCUGGAGGUCAAACCCAACCAGGGGUCUUUCACCCAGGUCUUCAGACCCAAAACCAACCUGGGAUGGUGAACUCUGGAGGUCAAAACCAACCAGGGGUCUUUCGCCCAGGUCUUCAGACCCAAAACCAGCCUGGGAUGGUGCACUCUGGAGGUCAAAACCAACCAGGUGUCCUUCGCCCAGGGAUUCAGACCCAAAACCAACCUGGGAUGGUGAACUCUGGAGGUCAAAACCAACCAGGGGUCUUUCGCCCAGGUCUUCAGACCCAAAACCAGCCUGGGAUGGUGCACUCUGGAGGUCAAAACCAGCCAGGGGUCCUUCGCCCAGGGAUUCAGACCCAAAACCAACCUUGGAUGGUGCACUCUGGAGGUCAAACCCAACCAGGGGCCCUUCGCCCAGGGAUUCAGACCCAAAACCAACCUUGGAUGGUGCACUCUGGAGGUCAAAACCAACCAGGGGUCCUUGGCCCAGGGCUUCAGACCCAAAACCAACCUGGGAUGGUGAACUCUGGAGGUCAAACCCAACCAGGGGCCCUUCGCCCGGGGAUUCAGACCCAAAACCAACCUUGGAUGGUGCACUCUGGAGGUCAAAACCAACCAGGGGUCCUUGGCCCAGGGCUUCAGACCCAAAACCAACCUGGGAUGGUGAACUCUGGAGGUCAAACCCAACCAGGGGUCCUUCGCCCGGGGAUUCAGACCCAAAACCAACCUGGAUUGGUGCACUCUGGAGGUCAAAACCAACCAGGGUUCUUUCGCCCAGGGCUUCAGACCCAAAACCAACCUGGAUCAGUGCAUCCUGGAGGUCAAACCCAACCAGGCAUCCUUCGCCCAGGGCUUCAGACCCAAAACCAGCCUGGAUCAGUGCAUCCUGGAGGUCAAGCCCAACCAGGUGUCCUUCGCCCAGACCUUGAGCACCCUGGAGUCCAGUCUGGCUUGACACACGCUGGUGCUCAAACCCAAGCAGGCUUUGUACGCCCAGGAGCUCAGCCCCAAAGCCACCCAGGCUUAGCUCGUCCCAACCUUCAGACCCACUCCCAAGCUGAUCUCCUCCACCAUGGGCUUCACGGCCAAGCUGGGCUGGUCCAUCCUGGCCAUCCCCGACCAGCUCUGACCCAUCCAGGGCUCCAGACCCAACAAAGCUUGGUCCGCCCUGGUCUUCAGGCUCAGGCUCAGCCUGGUUUGCUGCAUCCUGGGCUUCAAUCGCAGCCCAGUCUGCUCCGACCCACAGCGCUCUUCUACCCCGCGGCAGGAGCAGCCCCCCAGCUGACGCGGGAGCAGUGCCGGGUGCCCGUGGGCAGGAUGGCAUGCGUGGUGGUGCCGGGGCGGGUGGCAUGCCUGCAGGCUGGGUGCUGCUACGAUGACACGGACCGCGUCACGCCAUGCUACUACGGCAACACGGCCACCGUGCAGUGCCUGCUGGAUGGGUACUUUGUCCUGGUGGUGCCGCGGGGCUUGGCCACCCAACCCUACAACCUGGACAGCGUGCGCCUCGCCAGCACCCAACCCGGCUGUGAGCCCGUCAGGGCCACCGAGACCUUCGUGAUGUUCCACUUUGCUGUCACGCAGUGUGGCACCACCGUCCAAGUGAUCGAGGACCAGCUGGUCUAUGAGAACCAACUGAUCUCCACCAUCGAUGUCCAGGGGUCCCAUCGUGGCUCCAUCACGCGGGACAGCACCUACAUCCUCCAGGCUCGCUGCAUCUACAACGCCUCUGACCUCCUGCCGUUCCGCAUGGAGGUGGCUGAGCCCACCACCGCCAGCACCAUGACCAUACCGGGACCACUGGGGCUCCAGCUGCGCAUCGCAACUGACGAGAGCUACAGCUCCUACCACUCCGACGGCGACCACCCCUUGGUGAAGGUGCUCCGGGACCCUAUCUAUGUGGAAGUUCGCCUCCUGCAGAAGACAGACCCUAACCUGGUGCUGGUCCUCCACCACUGCUGGGCAUCCCCCAGCACCGAUGCUGGCGCUGAGCCCCAGUGGCCCAUCCUGGUGGACGGGUGUCCUUUUGAAGGGGACAACUACAGGACGCAGCUCGUACCAGUUGGACCGGCAUCGCCACAGGUGCCCUUCCCGAGCCACUACCAGCGCUUCGUAAUCUCCACCUUCACCUUCGUGGAGCCCCCAUCUAUGGCAGCGCUGGAGGGAGAGGUGUACAUCUCCUGCAGCGCUUCUGUGUGCCACCUCUCGCAGCCGGAGCCCUGCCGGCGCUCCUGCCAGCUGGGAGUGCCCUCACGAGCGCGCCGGGCUCUGGGAAACCGGAGAGAUGAAGGCGUGAGUGUGGUCACCUCUCAGGGACACAUUGUCUUCCCCAAGGUGCCCAAGCUACGGAGAGGUUGAGCAUGAAGGUGCUGGAUCCUGCCUCCAGCCAGACACCAUCAAGCUGGAAAAAUAAACUAGCGAAUAGAACGGUUCAAAC
Molecule: messenger RNA, 3409 nt
Organism: Cuculus canorus (common cuckoo)
Lineage: Eukaryota; Metazoa; Chordata; Aves; Cuculiformes; Cuculidae
Gene: ZP1
Product: zona pellucida glycoprotein 1
Biological process (GO): prevention of polyspermy; binding of sperm to zona pellucida
Cellular component (GO): egg coat
Molecular function (GO): structural constituent of egg coat; acrosin binding
Source: RefSeq, a predicted model, not a curated record